CAACGCCCAAAGCCGGUAAAAGGGGUUGACAUGCAUCCGCUAAAGCUGCUUGCAUUUAUCUGCAGCCUCAUAGCGGGUGCUUCCUAACCUAUGCCUGAGACGUGUUAUCAGAUGCUGCGGAAACUGCAGUAAAACGCCAGCAGCAACGUCCCUUCGAGUUACAGACAUUAUUUUUGCUUUUGCUUUUGCUCUUAGUCCAUUGAUAGUCGGAUCAGGGAUUUGUUGUACAGAAGUUCACCAGCUGAUUCACCUAUCGCUCAAAUGGCUACAAAGAUAGAUAAAGAGGCGUGCAGAGAGUCAUAUAACCUCGUCCGGGAUGAUAACAACGAUGUCAAUUGGGUUAUUUUUAAAUACGAUGGGCACCUUAUUGUUCCUGACUCACAAGGCACAAAUUAUGAGGACUUUAAACUUCAUUGCACGAAUGAUCGUAUUUUGUUUGGGUUUCAUCGAAUCAUCACUGGAGAUGCCAUGAGCAAACGUGCCAAGUUUGCUCUCAUCACCUGGAUUGGAGAUGGCGUUGCUGUACUGCAGAGAGCCAAAGUCAGCACUGAUAAAAGUUUGGUGAAGGAAGUAGUACAGAACUUUGCUAAGGAGUUUGUCAUCUGUGACCAACAAGAAUUGGCUGAGGAAUAUAUCAAACAAGAACUAGAGAAAACUGGAGGAGCCAAUUAUGAUGCACAACUUGAAUGAAGUGUAUUAGCAACCUUCUACCUGCUGCUUGGCUAUAAGGAUGUGGAGAAAAUUGGAUGGGUAUAUAGUUGCACCUCUACCCACAUCAACCCCCAUGGGACAUGUAGUCAUUCAGCAUUGUGAAUGCCCUCUUAAAUUUUGUUUUGGAGGUGCGUGUAAGAGUCCACCGGCACAGUCAAAAGCGCUUCAUCAAUUUAUUGGUUUGUUUUGUUUUACAUUGCGUGGUUGACACAAUUACUCCCUUUUUUUUUCCCCAAAUGGUCCUAGGAGGCGAAUGCUUAUUUUGUUUCAAUUUUUAUAUGCAAGUUUCCCAGGCUCCUUGUUCUGGAAACUUAAGUGAAAGAUAUCUGUUGGAGGGUUUGGGGAAAUAGAUGGUGAUUAUGCAUUCUCGAAUAAAUUUUUUUUCAAAAAUGAAAUGUGUUUUUAUUUUAAUAAAGCAACUUUUAAUGAAUCUAGAGCUAGAAGCUAUUAAUCUUGAUUGUGCUUGUGAGAUGCGUAGUAAGCACAUUUGGCUGGCAGUGGUUGCUGCAGCAACUGUAACCUGAUGGUAGGAUUGAGUAUUCUAUGAUGUCCCCUGGAUGGUAACUGCCUUGAUCACACAAUCAUUUUAAAUUAUGCAAUUCACUGUCUCCUCAUGAUGCCGGAGCAAAAUUUCAUAACCAGUGGCGUUCUAUUCAGUAAUGUUGCUGAGUGCGUUGGUAAAAUUCCAAGGAUUGCAAGUUCAAAUUCCUCCUACAAAUAUGCAGAAGCUAAAUAAAGAGUACCAGCAAUUGCUAUUUAUCGCACCUAUUGGCUAUAAAUGUUGAAGAGCUGACUUUGCAGCCACUGUUUCUUCCUUCUUCCUUCCUUGUUUAAUACCAUUUAACACCAAAAAACACUCUCUUUACAACUUUUAUUUUAAAGUAACUUGGGAUGAUUAAUCUUUAUUUUCUGUAAGUUUACAUUUACUAGCUCCUUGGCAAAAGGAGUGCUAUGUGAGCCACUGUCUAGUUUUGUUCCCUCAUUGAACCAUGGGGUGGGGUGGAUGGUCAUUUACAUCUUGAAUGUAAUAGAAGUUAAAGGAGGCCAUGAAAAAUCCAGCAUCUUGAGCACACCACUUUCAGAUUAAAAAAAAAUAACAUUUGUAUAGCAACCUUUAGUAUGAAAUGCCACGGUAUUUCAGGAGCUUUAUUGAACAAGAUGUGACAUGGAUCACAAUAAAAGAACCGCUAUCAAUGGUGAAUGAUAGUUAAUUGGGGUUCUGCAAGAGGCUGAAAUUAGAGCUUGGAGUUUUGUAAGGGUGAAGAAGGUUAGCAGUUGGGCAAGGCAAAGGUAAAAUAGAGACUUAAAGGUUUUUUAAAAUUGGGGUUCAGCAUUGAUCAGUGAACACAAGGCAAUGGGUAAAUGGAACUUGGUGAGAGUCAGGAUUGGUACAGUGGAGCUUUAAAUGGGCUCAUGUUUAUGCAGAGGGUGCAGAUGGGAAAUUUGUUUGAGACAGUUACUAUUCAAAAAGUACAGUUGAGGCAUGAUUUCAGUGUUCAAUGCAGCCCAUGACUGCAAAUCUGCAAAAGUUGGAGAUUAAUCCGUUUGCUUAAUCCCUGUCUGAGGCAGCAUUCCACAGGCACAUGUUCAAACAAAAAAAUUGCAGUGGAUUGAGAAGAACACUGUGACCAGUCAAUUCACAUAGGUGCAACUAAUCAAUCGAUGUAAUGAGAGGUCAAGGCUUAGCUGCGCCUAGCAAGCAAAUGAUUUGGUCUGUAACAAAGGGGUUUGAUGUUUUGCUUAUCAAGCUUUAUGUAAACAGUAAUUAUAUCAUGGGCAAGAUAUCAACAGCUAAUUCCAUUUGUGUCUCUACAUCACGUUGCAGUUCCUGUUUCUUAAAGUGCCAGACUAUUCUCUGUCCUUGAAGCUUUGCUGAGUGGAUAUUUUGUGUUUUUUUUAAAAAAGUAGUGCUACAAAUGGUGACACAAGUUACAAUGACAUGCUUGUGACUUUUUAUUGAGAAUUUUAAAGAGUUGUACAGAUUCCUAAGACACACUCUCCUGUAGCCCUUCUCACGAGUCCAGUCUUGUGAAAUUUUCUUUUUGCUGAAUCGUAACCAGGGAUCAAUGGAUGAGAUAUUUUGGUUACUACCCUUUAUUAAACUAGAUUGAUGUCAUAACAUACAAAGAUUUGGAUUUUUGAAAGAAAACCUGGACUAUUUAUAGCCAGUAUUUACCAUCUGAAAUUCAAGUAAAGACUGGACUUUCUUGUUAGAAGUGACAAUGAGCUUACUAUCAUCUUGUAUCUUGCUGUAACGUGAAUCGGUAGCAAUAAAACACUUGUAAUUUCUCAGCAGUUGGAAGAAUGGGAAAUAUGCUGAGCAAACUGAUGCAUGAUUUCCAUAAACAAAUGACCUAGACAGUUGACAUCCAUUAACCUUGAUGACUGGGAAUGUAGCUUGAAGGUGCAUUUGAAUAAAGGCAUAAAUUGGAAUUUUGAGGGCAAGAGUGAAUGAAUUGUUCUGUUUGUUGAGUUUUAUUGGUUGUUUGAGUAUUAUACAACCAUCAUAAUUAACUUAGCUGAACCAACUUACAGCCCUUCAAAGAACUGCACCAAGCAAAAGCUUCAUUUGUUCCACAAAUGCUUUACACAAUAAAAUUAUGCAAGUAUAA
Stegostoma tigrinum is the source of this 3323-nucleotide messenger RNA. RefSeq names its product coactosin-like F-actin binding protein 1 (gene cotl1). Gene Ontology annotation, cellular component: actin filament; plasma membrane; cortical actin cytoskeleton. The transcript has 4 exons. Lineage: Eukaryota; Metazoa; Chordata; Chondrichthyes; Orectolobiformes; Stegostomatidae. The record is from RefSeq and is a predicted model, not a curated record. Gene Ontology annotation, molecular function: actin filament binding. The coding region runs from base 262 to 690 and encodes 142 amino acids. Gene Ontology annotation, biological process: regulation of actin filament polymerization.